Myxocyprinus asiaticus (Chinese sucker) is the source of this 1922-nucleotide messenger RNA. RefSeq lists its product as uncharacterized. The record is from RefSeq and is a predicted model, not a curated record. The transcript is spliced from 2 exons. NCBI's taxonomy places the organism in Eukaryota, Metazoa, Chordata, Actinopteri, Cypriniformes, Catostomidae. The coding region runs from base 234 to 1562 and encodes 442 amino acids.
CAGCAUUUAUUCAUCUUGGUUCAUGUUAAUUUGAAUAUAUACCAAUACAUUUUUACUAUUAAAAUGGAAUAUGUUAACAUUAUUUGAUGCAUUAUGAACAGUGAGCAAUUGUAAUAUUAUAAUUUAACAUGAAUCAGGAUUGACAAAGACUGUUAAAAUAUUGUUAAUUAUUAGCUCAUGAUAUCUCAUGCAUUUACUAAAGUUAACAAAUACAAUCUUACUGUAAAGUGUUCAUGUCAUUUCUUCAUAUAGAUGGUCAGAUUGUAUGGGAUCAAAAUCCUGCCAAAUGUAUUGCUGUCACGGAUCCAAAAAUACACAUCACAUGCCCCACCAGAGACAGGAACAUACUGGAUCAUUGUUACACAACAAUAAAGGAUGCAUAUCGUUCUGUUCCUAGAGGAGCUUUGGGACUGUCUGAUCACUGUCUGGUUCAUCUUCUUCCAACCUACAGGCAGAAAUUAAAAUCAACCAAGCCAGUAGUAAGGACUGUAAAGAGAUGGACCAAUGAAGCAGAGCGGGAACUACAAGCCUGCUUCGAUUGCACGGAUUGGAGUGUUUUUGAGGCUGCAGCCACAGACCUGGACGAGCUCACAGAUACUGUUACAUCAUAUAUCAGUUUCUGUGAGGAUAAGUGCAUUCCUACUAGGACUUAUUUAAAGUUCAACAAUGACAAACCGUGGUUUACAGCAGAGCUCAGGCAGCUUCGUCAGGCCAAAGAGGAUGCUUACAGGGGUGGGGAUAAAGUCUUGUUCAAUCAGGCCAGGAACACACUGAACAAGGACAUAAGAGUGGCUAAAAGAAGAUACUCUGAGAAGCUGAAAAACAGGUUUUCAGCUAACGACCCCUUAUCAGUGUGGAGUGGCAUGAAACAACUAACAAAUUACAGGACUCCUACCCCCAACCCUGUAGGGAACCAACAACUGGCUGACGACCUGAAUGUGUUCUACUGCAGAUUUGAAAGGCCCAAUCUCACACCCCACACCCACUCUGACCUUCACUUCACACAAACACCAACACCUCCUGCAACCCCCCUCCUCCCCCCCGCUACUCAACCUGCACUUAAGAUCUGUGAAGAUGAUGUGAGCCGCGUCUUUCGGAAACAAAAGACGAGGAAAGCUUCAGGCCCAGAUGGCGUCUCACCAGCGUGUCUUCGAUCCUGUGCUAACCAGCUGGCCCCAAUCUUCACACAGAUCUUCAAUAGAUCACUAGAGCAGUGUGAAGUCCCAUGCUGCUUCAAAUGCUCAAUCAUUAUUCCUGUCCCAAAGAAACCAAAAAUCACAGGACUUAAUGACUACAGACCUGUCGCCCUGACGUCUGUGGUCAUGAAAUCAUCUGAGAGACUGGUGUUGGCCCACCUGAAGAACAUCACUGGACCCUUUCUAGAUCCCCUUCAAUUUGCUUAUCGAGCAAACAGAUCUGUGGAGGAUGCAGUCAACAUAGGACUGCAUCAUAUCCUGCAACAUCUGGACAGACCAGGGACAUAUGCAAGGAUCCUUUUUGUGGACUUCAGUUCGGCUUUCAACACCAUCAUCCCAGCUAUACUCCAGAAUAAAUUACACUAACUCUCUGUUCCCACGUCUAACUGUCAGUGGAUUACCAGCUUUCUGACAGACAGGCAGCAGCUUGUGAGACAGGGGAAACUCACUUCUAGCACCUAUACAAUCAGCACUGGUGCCCCCCAGGGAUGUGUGCUCUCCCCACUACUCUUCUCCCUCUACACCAAUGACUGCAUUGCCAAGGACCCCUCUGUCAAGCUCCUGAAGUUUGCAGAUGACACCACUGUCAUCAUCCUCAUCCGAGAUGAUGAUGAGUCUGGUGAUGAUGAGUCAGCUGGCUGUCUGGUGCAGUCAAAACAACCUUGAGCUGAACACGCUCAAAAUGGUGGAGAUGAUUGUGGACUUUAGGAGGAACACCCCAACACU